Molecule: messenger RNA, 948 nt
Organism: Eremothecium cymbalariae DBVPG#7215
Lineage: Eukaryota; Fungi; Ascomycota; Saccharomycetes; Saccharomycetales; Saccharomycetaceae
Gene: IES2
Product: Ies2p
Exons: 1
Coding region: 1-948 (315 amino acids)
Cellular component (GO): Ino80 complex
Source: RefSeq, a predicted model, not a curated record
AUGGAGAGUGAUUUAUCAGAUGUUAAUGGGGUUGAUGACGCUGGAGAUGUAGAUGUUGAUGAUGAAGGUUCACUGGAAGAAUAUUCAAUUCUGGAGGCACAAGAGGAUGAUUUGUAUGUUGAAGGUGACGAGGAUGAUGGCGACUACCAGUACGAAGAUGUGGAUUAUGAGGAAGAACCUGUUCCAUCAUCCAAAAGAGCGAGUAGGUCAGCAAGAACCAGAGUUACGUACGAUUAUGCGGAAAACAAUGAGGAAGAUUAUGAAGAUGAGAAGGAGCAAAUUGAAGGUAUGGAAGAGGAGGAGGAGGAAGAAGAAGAAGAAGAGGAGGAGGAAGAGGAGGUUUUAGAUGAGGUGGAGGAGGAGGAAGAGGAGGAGCAGGCUAAUUUACAACAGGUAGAGGAUGUAGACGAGGUAGUACCGUCUCCAAAGAAGAAAAAAGUAUCAGCUAUUGCCUUUGCAGGGGAAGAUGACGAAGAGGAUGAUGAUGACGACGAUGAGGAAGAUGAAAAGGAAGCGCAAGUCGUAGCUAAGGCAAGGGCAAAGUCACGUAGCAAGAUGGUUUUAGAUUUGAUGGAUGAGAGUAAUGUGAGAAAAAGAGGUACAGACAACUUAACAGAAGAAGAAUUACAACUCCGGAGAGCAGAGAAUGCUCGUAAACGUAGGAAUCUAUCUGAAAAGAAAUUAGAAGAGGAAAAGCAGGACACUAUUAAUAAAUUGUUGAAGAGAAGAGCAGGUAAGUCAAGAUCGAAUCUGAAUGUGCAGGAGAAAGAAUCCACGUCAGACGAACAAAUAUCAUACGUAAAGCCACGCCGUCCCUACAACUCCGAUGGCAUGAUUAGAAUCUUGCGUACCAUUGAUAUGGACGUCGUAGCUACCGAUCCACUAAAAAGCUCUUCCAGAACAGGCGAUUCCGUUUCCAGUUCCGCUACGAUUGCUGCCCAGCCAUAG